Molecule: messenger RNA, 1225 nt
Organism: Arachis duranensis
Lineage: Eukaryota; Viridiplantae; Streptophyta; Magnoliopsida; Fabales; Fabaceae
Exons: 7
Coding region: 124-945 (273 amino acids)
Source: RefSeq, a predicted model, not a curated record
UCCACAAACUCAAAACGACGCCGUCGUCUAUAUUCAGUGGAAGGUUGAAAUUGAAAGAAAGGCACCCUUGACCUCAAUAUUCUUUUUGGUCAGAACUCAGAACCAUUGAUCUCCUUCGAUAAUAUGCAAAGAGCUUCAUUACGAUGGCGAAACUUGUUCUCUAUAAACUCUUACAUGUUUCAACAGCAAUCUUCUUAUGCGUUUCAUUCAACCCCGUCUUCCUAUGACAAAUGGAAGAGUAAAUGGAACUCCGAUGUAAGAAGAACUGGUCAACAUCCAUCUAAGACUCAUAUCAAAUAUGUUACCCGGCAAAAGCGUGCUGAUGCAAAGAAAGCUUUAAAAAAUCUCCUUUACAAUAGUGGUUCCUCUAAAAUUUCAUUUGAGGAAAAGGAAACAAAAUGGAACUCCGACUGGUAUGGAGAUCAAGAUGAUGAUUCAAAAAGGUCUUUCAAUAAAGAUCAACCAAGUUCUGGUCAGCGGUUUAGCGGAAAAUCACAAAAGAGAACUAAACGAAAGAUCAGAAGAGAAAGUUUCUGCGAGGACUUUGACGAUGGUGCGGAGCAAAUCUUCCAAGCAAGAUUUGGUAAAAAGUGGUACACAUGGUCUUUUACUAAUUUGAGGGGAUCUUCUUCUGAGUCUUCCACGUCUGGCUUUGAAUGGAGGGAACACUCAAAUAGGACAAACAAGUGGAGAAGUGUGAGUGACAUAGAGUCUGAUGAUGAUGAUUCAUCAUGUUAUGUAGGAUCAAGUUCUGAUAGAACUAUUCUUGGUCUACCUGCCACAGGUCCUCUAAAGAUUGAAGAUGUUAAAAAUGCUUUCCGGUUGUCGGCUUUAAAAUGGCAUCCUGAUAAGCAUCAAGGCCCUUCCCAGGCAAUGGCUGAAGAGAAGUUCAAGCUAUGUGUAAAUGCAUACAAGUCGUUAUGCAAUGCUUUAUCCACGGCUUAGGUGAAUUUCAAAUCGGUUAUUUAUCUCCAUCAUAUUCAGAGCUGGUUAAUGUUGUACGAUUAAAUUUAAUUAUUUCUUUGUAUUUCAUUCAUAAUAUAUUCAAGAUUUGAAACAUUGAAAAUGAUAAAAAGAAGUGCUAAGCUAACUCUUUGACUGAGAAGAGAAGUGAAAUGGUCUUCAGUCGGAGAAAUAGUUAUUUAUCAACAGAAUUUUAAGUAAUAAGCACACGAAGGGUGUUGCAAUGAAAGAAAACUGUGGGAUGUUUAUUCUUGUGGAUAAA